UUGACCCUUCUUCUUCAUCUUUCAAACACCCACCCACCCACCAUGGAAGGAAGCAUAUGUUCAUCUUUCAGUUUCUCCUCCUCCUUCCUCCUACUCUCCGUUGCUUUUCAAAAUUCCCCUUCCCCCAAACGGCGUCGUCUCUAACAAGAGCUUUCUCACAAAGCACCUCCAUGUCCAUAAACCUUCACUCUCACGCCUUCUCCGGCAACCCUCUGCUCUCCAAAUUCCCACUCCCCGGCAACCCCCUUUCGCCCUCUGCAGCUCUCGAAGCUCUCAACGCGCGAAUUAGCCUAAACAACACUCACUCUUCUCCCUCCCCGAGCUUCAAGGUGCUGCCUUUCAGAAAUGGGAGGCCCUUGGCUUCUUCAUCGGCCGGUACCGGCGACUCGCCGCCGAUUUGGGAUCUGGGUUGGCUCGGCUUGGACGAUCUCAGGGGUAUUUUCGAGAAUUCAGGUGCCCAGUUGAGCGUGGACUUGUUGGUGUAUCUGAAUUCGAGUUCAGAGGACGACGCCGUUUACUGGGCAAUCGAUGUUUCUGAUAAAGUACCUGAAUUGGGUAGCAACAACGCGGCGGGGUUGUGUUUUGUGGAGCUUCGAACGCUCAUGGUGGCUACAGACUGGUCGGAUUUGCAACUGAUGGGAAACUUGGCUAUUGCUGGUCAUGCUAAGGCACUGCUGGAAUGGCAUAAUUUUUCACGAUUUUGUGGCCAUUGUGGAGAGAAAACAGUCCCAAUGGAAGCUGGGAGACGGAAGAAAUGUUCAAAUGAUUCAUGCAAGAAGAGGAUAUAUCCACGUGUUGACCCAGUGGUCAUUAUGCUCGUUAUUGAUAGAGAGAAUGACCGUGCUCUAUUGGCUAAACGACCGAUGCGUAUAGCUCGAUUGUAUACCUGCUUAUCAGGUUUCACAGAGCCAGGAGAAAGCUUGGAGGAAGCUGUAAGAAGAGAAACAUGGGAAGAGACUGGUAUUGAAGUGGGAGAAGUUGUUUACCACAGUUCUCAGCCAUGGCCUGUUGCACCAAAUAGCAUUCCAUGUCAGCUGAUGGUUGGGUUCUUUGCAUAUGCAAAAUCCCUUGAAAUAACUGUGGACAAGACAGAGUUAGAAGAUGCUCAGUGGUUCAGUAGAGAAGAUGUAAGAAAAGCAUUGACGUUUGCUAAAUACAAGCAAGCCCAAAGAACUGCAGCAGAGAAGGUUGAGCAAAUGUGUAAGGGACUAGAAAAGAAUCGAAGCUUGGCUUCAGAUCUCAAUGUGGAGAGUGCUGAUGAACAACACGCUUCAAUAGUUGUUCCUGGACCCUUUGCGAUAGCCUAUCACCUUAUUUCUUCUUGGGCCUUCUCAGAUCAAAAUGUAGUAAAUGGUGUUGAAUGCAAUUCAAAAAACCCAUCGGAUCUAUGACAAAUUCGUACAUUUUCUUUUUCAAGGAAUCUCUGGAGAUAAAAAUUAUGUUGUUAGUGUUAUAUAUCUCUUUCAUCUCCAAUAAUGUGAAGGGGUUCUGUGCCAGUGAUGGAAUUUUCCCAUCAACUUUUGAUUUUGCAUUAUUCAUUCAUGUACAACUCAAAUUCUUUAUUAACAACAAACUUAUAAAUAUUAUGCAAGACCAUCUGCUUUCUGUUAUGGUUU
This is a messenger RNA of Glycine soja, 1616 nucleotides long. RefSeq names its product nudix hydrolase 19, chloroplastic-like. The coding region runs from base 57 to 1391 and encodes 444 amino acids. The transcript is spliced from 6 exons. Gene Ontology annotation, biological process: NAD+ catabolic process; NADP+ catabolic process. Lineage: Eukaryota; Viridiplantae; Streptophyta; Magnoliopsida; Fabales; Fabaceae. Gene Ontology annotation, cellular component: cytosol. Gene Ontology annotation, molecular function: NADH pyrophosphatase activity; metal ion binding. The record is from RefSeq and is a predicted model, not a curated record.